Messenger RNA from Penicillium pulvis, 468 nucleotides. RefSeq lists its product as uncharacterized. NCBI's taxonomy places the organism in Eukaryota, Fungi, Ascomycota, Eurotiomycetes, Eurotiales, Aspergillaceae. The transcript has a single exon. Bases 1 to 468 code for a protein of 155 amino acids. The record is from RefSeq and is a predicted model, not a curated record.
AUGCGUGACACGCCCUUGCGAUCAGCUUAUCGACUCUACGAGCUUUACGUCACUAACCACUAUGCACUGAUGGGAUGGGAAACGGAAUAUUUCUUCUAUCAACCGAAGUGGAGCUUAAGAGAUAUCCCCGAUCCAAAAGAUACAGAUCCUCUCCGAUAUGCCAUUAUUGCCUCUAUUAUCGAGGAACUGCAAGAGUCAAUAAACUGGAGGUUGGGUCUAGGACUACGAAGAACUGGACAGCAUGUGUAUCGCGAAACAGACGAUGCUCCAUGGCCUCCGUUCAAGCCCGAAGAGCUUCCUGCUUGGACAGCAAAUGUACCAGCCAUCGACAAAGACUUGCUGAAGAAGUCUGUACCAUCUAGCUUUUUAGAUACAGAUGGAAACCUGGUUCUGGAGAAGGAUGGCAAGAGUCCAAAUUUCGCGAAGCGGAAUGUCAUUACGAAUACAGGCUGGCUUUAUACCAUUUAA